AUGUAUUAUCCCUGGUUUUUAAUUAGUACUGAAAGUUCAUUUUUGAGCGCAUUAAAAGGUAACAUACUCAAUGGUGGACCAGAAAAUGUACGCGUUGGAAUGUUUUAUUUUGUCGGUGUUGGAUCCCUAAUUGGAUUAAUCGCCUGUCUGUUAUCCUCUUUAGUAGCUGCUCCAAGAAUUAGUUAUGCUAUGGCACAGGAUGGUCUGAUUCCAACAAUAUUUUCCCACCUCUGUCAGCCUUUCAAGACGCCAGUUGUUUCUGCAACAUUCAUCACCAUUUUGACCUCCUUAUUGACUCUGAUAUUUAGCGUGGACAGUUUGGCUGAUUUUCUAAGUUUAGGCACCUUGAUUGCUUAUUCAGUUACUGCAUUGGCUAUCAUCUGUAUACGCUACAGAAAUCAACCGGAUAAUCCACAAGAAAUAAGUGAGAUUGAUCAAAGUGAACCACAGUCGAUUAAGGAAAUUGAGUACUACAAAAAGCGAAUUGGUAAACCAGGAUUUGUUAAGCAUGCUUAUGGUCGUUGUAUGCCUAACUGCCUGUUGAAAGUUUUCAAUUCUGGCCUACCUGGAGACAAGGUUAUCUUUGUAAUGGCUGCUUACGUAAUAUUAAAUGGUGUUCUCAUCAUGUGUUUAACAAUUGGAGUGAAAAAUGGCUUAUGGCCAGUAUGGAGAAUUGUCUGUGUAGUUAUUAUCCUUCUAUUACUAAUAACCUGUAUAAUAUUAGUCGGGAUUUUUCAACAAUUUGGACCACCUUAUAAAGGUUUAUUUCGAAUCCCAUAUGUCCCUCUGAUCCCUUGUGCAACCCUAACCAUAAACAUAUUUUUGAUGAGUGAACUAUCAUGGGUUACAUGGAUACGAUUUACAGUCUGGUUAGUGAUCGGUUUAAUACUUUACCUUGGAUUUGGAGUAAUGAACACAUACAAAAUAGCCAAAAAGAAUGAAACUGUCAGUUCAACAACUUAUCUACGCAAUCCAGAUGAUGCGAAAGAGUUUGAAAAGAACUACAGCUCCACAGAAAAAACUUUCUAA
Molecule: messenger RNA, 1029 nt
Organism: Heterobilharzia americana
Lineage: Eukaryota; Metazoa; Platyhelminthes; Trematoda; Strigeidida; Schistosomatidae
Source: the annotation of a GenBank genome assembly